Messenger RNA from Ixodes scapularis (black-legged tick), 772 nucleotides. Its product is annotated as thymocyte nuclear protein 1. Gene Ontology annotation, cellular component: nucleus. The coding region runs from base 65 to 670 and encodes 201 amino acids. The record is from RefSeq and is a predicted model, not a curated record. NCBI's taxonomy places the organism in Eukaryota, Metazoa, Arthropoda, Arachnida, Ixodida, Ixodidae. The transcript is spliced from 7 exons.
GGAAAUUCGCGCUGGCUUUCGGAAAUCAAAGUCCGCAACUCUCCUAGAGGCGGAGAAAAGGACGAUGUCACGGCGAAAGAGAACUCAAGUUGGAUCGACUGGUGGACCAACCAAAAAACCUCGCCCAGCAGAAUCGGAAAUUAGUCACUGGCUAAUUAAGUCCGAGCCAGAGAGCCGCAUCGAAGACGGCGUCGAGAUGAGGUUCAGCAUCGAUGACUUGAUUGCGUGUCCCGAAAGCACAUCUUGCUGGGAUGGGGUCAGAAACUACCAGGCACGGAACUUCAUGCGUGACGGAAUGAAGAAAGGUCACCAGUGCUUCUUCUACCACAGCAACUGCAAGGUUCCAGGCAUUGUUGGGAUAGUGGAGGUUGUCCGUGAGUCCUAUCCAGAUCACACACAGUUCGACAAAAAGAGUGGCCAUUAUGACAAGACGAGCACUCGUGAGAAUCCCCGCUGGUGCAUGGUGGAUGUGAAGUUUGUGCGCAAGCUCACCCGCCCUGUCACUUUACCCGAGCUCAAGAAACUGCACGAGCAGCACGCGACGAGCAGCGAAAAGGGGCCUCUCGCAAACAUGGCUCUCCUCACCAGGUCUCGUCUGUCUGUGCAGCCAGUCACAGAAGAAGAAUGGAACUUCAUCCUUAGCCUUGAAGGAGCCAACGGUCCCUCGUGAACAAUGUCAAGAACAGUGGAUCUGGAUUUAGACUUGAAUUCAGAUUGUUUUUAGACAGAAUAAAGCCCGAAUCCACAAAGAAGCAUCGACAGCAACUUGGAA